Salvelinus sp. IW2-2015 is the source of this 1184-nucleotide messenger RNA. RefSeq names its product hairy/enhancer-of-split related with YRPW motif protein 1. Gene Ontology annotation, cellular component: nucleus. Gene Ontology annotation, molecular function: protein dimerization activity; DNA-binding transcription factor activity, RNA polymerase II-specific; RNA polymerase II cis-regulatory region sequence-specific DNA binding. Gene Ontology annotation, biological process: regulation of neurogenesis; anterior/posterior pattern specification; Notch signaling pathway. The record is from RefSeq and is a predicted model, not a curated record. Lineage: Eukaryota; Metazoa; Chordata; Actinopteri; Salmoniformes; Salmonidae.
AAAAUGAAAAGGAAUCACGAUUUUAGCUCAUCGGACAGCGAGCUGGACGAGAACAUUGAGGUUGAGAAGGAGAGUGCCGAUGAAAAUGGGAAUGUGAGUUCACCCCUUGGGCCGAUGUCUCCAUCAACAAAAACUCAAGUGAAUGCGAGGAAGCGCCGUCGAGGAAUCAUUGAAAAACGGCGCCGCGACAGAAUCAACAACAGCCUCACCGAGCUGCGUAGACUGGUCCCGAGCGCGUUUGAGAAGCAGGGGUCAGCUAAACUGGAGAAAGCAGAGAUUCUGCAGAUGACGGUGGAACAUCUGAAGAUGCUUCAUGCUGCUGGAGGAAAAGGUUACUUUGAUGCCCAUGCUCUGGCCACGGACUACCGAGGUCUGGGUUUCAGGGAGUGUCUGGCUGAGACAGCCCGCUACCUGAGCAUCAUCGAGGGGCUGGACAGCGCUGACCCCCUGAGGAUCCGCCUGGUCUCCCACCUGAAUAGCUACACGUCCCAGAGAGAGGCCCUCUCCAUCUCUGGGCUGGGGCACCUGGCCUGGGGCUCGGCCUUCGGGUCGCCCCCCUCCGCCCACCUGGCCCACCUCCUCCUCCGGCAGCAGCACCAUCAACAUCAGCAGGGGGCGACGUUACAGUUACCACGGAGCGCCUCCAACAGCCCUCCGUCAUCCUCCUCUUCUACUCCUUCAUCCUCCUCUCCGAUUGAGAGAGCGCCACGUUCCUCGCCCCAUGGCCAUGCUCCCAGCAGGCUUAGCGGUGCCACCCCCCUCUCUGAGCCCCUCCCCCCGGGACUGAACCUCACCGUGACCUCCUCAGCCGCCGUGACCGCCAAGCUCUCCCCUCCCCUCUCUCUGUCCUCCCUCUCCACCCUGUCGGCGUUCCCCUUCCCCUUCAGUGCCUUCCCCCUGCUGUCCCCCGGCACCCUCAGCCCCCCCGUCCACACCCCCUCCAGCCAAGCCAGCCUGGGGAAGCAGCCCUACCGGCCCUGGGGCAUGGAGAUAGGGGCUUUCUGAACGAUCUUUAACCCCCCUCCACACAGACUAAACUGACCAUAUAGAUCAAUAGAGGUCGCACCAUCACUAUGAACUCAACUCAGUUCACCAGCUGAGCAGGACCUUUCCAUGGCCAAGACAAUGUUUUUCUAGACCUUUCCAUGGCCAAGACAAUGUUUUUCUGGACCUUUCCAUGGCCA